Aegilops tauschii subsp. strangulata is the source of this 705-nucleotide messenger RNA. Its product is annotated as glyoxylate/hydroxypyruvate reductase HPR3. The record is from RefSeq and is a predicted model, not a curated record. Gene Ontology annotation, cellular component: cytosol. Lineage: Eukaryota; Viridiplantae; Streptophyta; Magnoliopsida; Poales; Poaceae. Gene Ontology annotation, molecular function: hydroxypyruvate reductase [NAD(P)H] activity; NAD binding; glyoxylate reductase (NADPH) activity.
GACAUAAAGUUGUCCAGUUCUUGGCCACCAGUGCGCUGGACGACUCUGUUUUUUAGUAGUAGUGCUCUGUUCUUCCCCUUCGCUUGGCUCACUACCUACCGAACCCACCACCGAUUGAGGAGAUGCGGCCGCCGGCGCGAACCCAAGCCGAUGCCUCCAAGCCUGUCGUGCUCCUGGCCGACCCCAUCAUCCCAGAGUUUGAGCUGGAGCUCUCAGCUCGCUACAGUCUCCUUCCUCUCGCCGAUGUUGACGCGGACACAGCCGCCUCGGCGCGGGCGCUCCUUACAGUCGAGCUCCCGGCGGUGACCGCCGAGCUCAUGGGCGCGCUCCCAAAGCUGGAGCUCGUACUCGCCUCGUCCGUCGGCGUUGACCACGUCGAUCUUGCCGCCUGCCGCCGCCGCGGGAUUGCCGUCACCAACGCUGGGGGCGCGUUCUCUGACGACGCGGCCGACUACGCCGUCGGGCUAGUCAUAGCCGCUCUCCGCCGCGUACGUCCGACGGGGCGGCUGGCCGGCCGGCGGGGACUAUCCCCUCGCCACCAAGGUUAAUUUUACCGGGGAUCCCCAUCAAUCGCGGUAGCUAGAAUUAGUUGUUCUUGGCCAUCCCCGCAAAAUUUAUGCAAUUGCAACUUUGCAACGCAUCCAAAUUAUUUCGAAGAACGCGCACAAGAGGAGAAUUUUGAUCACCGGAGUCUUAUGCAAUCGA